UGGUGUUGGCAGCCAGCGACGAGGGGCGAAGCGGCGGCGGGCCGCGCCUCCCAGUCCCGCAUCCGGCGCGGUGGGUGUGCCCGCAGGGUGUGCACCCCGAGUUCUGGCCUAUCUCUCCGGCCAGAGGGCGCCUGGAGGCUGUGCGCGCCCCGGACAACAAGGGUGCGCCAGAGCGGGGUGCGCGCCCGGGACGCGGACCUGCACCCAGAGGCUGCGUGCGCCCGGAAGGCAGGGUGGGCGCCCCGCCGCGGGGCCCCAGGCACAGUGAGUCGCCUCCCACCGUACUUCCGCGGCUAGCCAAGAACUCUCCAGGAAUCUUACAGACUGAGCGAAUGAAGAGCGCCUGAGAGGCGGAGAGUCACAAUCCCUAAGAUGGAGAAGACAGAUGCCAAAGACCAGAUCUCUCAGGGGAGUGAAGAGAAAGACCCUCCAAGGAGCCACCCAUACUCUGUGGAGACCCCAUAUGGCUUUCACUUGGACCUGGACUUCCUCAAGUAUGUAGAUGACAUUGAGAAAGGGAACACCAUCAAAAGGAUUCCUAUCCACAGAAGAGCCAAGCAGGCCAAGUUUAGCACGUUGCCCCGCAAUUUCAGCCUUCCUGACAGUGGGGCUCGCCCCCAUGUUACUAUCCCCCAGCAAAACUGGUCUCCCGCAGUGCCAAGGAAGGUGUCACCCAGGACCCAGGAGCAAACCCAGUCACUGCUGCUAGGUGAUCCUCCCCACGCCUCAGCCAGCGGGAGCCAGGUGAGCUAUCAUAGGAAGGCCCUAUUGGCGGAGGCCUCCAGGCAGCUGGAGGCUGCUGCUCCAGAGGAAGCCGAGCUCACUUCUGGGAGUGGACGGCCCCAGCUUUUGAGAGCAUCCAGUAUGCCAGCCACGCUGCCCCAAAACAGGGCCUUGGAGGAGCCAAACCUAAGCGCAGGUCUUCCAGCACCUCCUGCCUUCCCUCCUCUGCAGGGGGACAGCAGCAUCUGGGAUGGCACCUUUGGCCCAGCAGAAGGAUUUGCAGGUUUUCACAGCUCCAGCCCUGGAGCAUCAGCCCAACUGACAGUCAGCGAUUUGGGAGACCUGGUGGCAGGGCUCCCAGAGCUACUCCAGGAGGGGGCUGAGCCUGCAGAGGGGGAAGUGAAGUCUCCAAAUCACCUGUUUCUCCCAGGGCCUCCUCCCGCAUUCCAGAAUGCACUCCUAGAGGAUGUGGAAGGCGAACACCAAACCAGAGAAGCAGAGGGGGUUCUUACCCCUGGCUCCUCAACACCCAGCCCCCCACCUCUGCCAUCUCCCAUCCCUGAGAAUGAGCUCCCUCUGGAGGAAAUCGAGCUCAACAUCAGUGAGAUCCCACCCCCGCCGCCCAUAGAGUUGGAUGUGAGAAGCAUCGGCAUCCGGGUAACUGAGGAAAGCCUGGGCCUUGCCCUGGUGGACCCCAACAGCAUCUCCAACCUGAAGGAGCAGGUCUCAGCCCUUGAGGGUGAAUUGUCUGGCAGAACCAAGGAACUGACCCAGGUCCGAGCUGCCCUUCAGCAGCAGGAAGAGGAAAUCAAGACGCGGGAACAGAGGAUUCGAGAGCUAGAGUGCACUGUAGCCCAAUUGGAAGAAAAGCUUAUCCAAGAGACUUCCAGAGAUGCCCCGGGCCAGGCUGAUGCCAUGGUGAACACUGACCCUCCCCGUGGGCUCUUCCCAGGGGAGUCAUGUGACAAGAGCAUCGGCGUCAACCUUCUGAGCAUCACAGACUCUGAAAGCUGGGGGGCCGGGGGAGAGGAGAAUGGCUUCCUAUGGGGGCAAAAUGGUCACACUCGAGCGGGUCAGAGAUUGGCAGAGCCUGUGCUACCGCCCCAGCUCUCACUGCCACAGGGACCUGAGAAGGUCCUUGCCUCCCCUUUACAUUGCUGCCUCCCCACUGAACUCAGGAUUGAAGAAGCAGGCUCUGAGCACGAGGGAGGCCUGCAGGCAGGAGGCGAGAGCCUGGCCAGGGCAGCACAAGGUUCUUCACGGAGCAGUGACAGAGAGGCUGCCCCAGGGUCCAGGGAGGAGCUCCCAGGGAAGGAGCACCCGGGAAGGCCACCAAGCUCUCCAACAGAUGCCACCAUUGGGCAAUAUGUGAAAAAGAUCCAGGAGCUCCUGCAGGAGCAGUGGAGCUGCCUGGAGCAUGGGUACCCGGAGCUGGCCAGCGCCAUCAAGCAGCCUGCCUCCAAGCUCAGCAGCAUCCAGAGCCAGCUGCUGAGCUCCCUCAACCAGCUGCUGUCUGCCUACUCAGCCCAGGCUCCCCCACAGGAGCCUGCAGCCCCGCCCUCCUCCCCUCCAACCGAGAGCUCCCCGCCGACCAGCCUUAAAUCCAUAAUGAAAAAGAAAGACUAUGGCUUCCGUGCAGGAGGUAAUGGGACCAAAAAGAACCUUCAGUUUGUUGGGGUUAACGGUGGCUAUGAGACCACUUCCAGCGAGGAGACCAGUGGUGAGGACAGCUCUCCAGAGGACUUGUCUGACAGCGAGGCUGAGAAGAAAUGUGGUGGCCCAGAACACAGGCGGGGCCAAGAUGCCACCAGCUGCGAGGCUGGCCAGGAUGUCCCUGAGGGCACUGACAGCACAGGCCAGGAAAGCGGGUUUGGGGAAGAAGCCCCCCAUCCCAAGGCUGAGAGAUAUAAACCCUCAGAAGAAUUUCUUAACGCAUGCAGAGCAUUGAGCCAGUAUCUGCCGGAGACUGGGACCACCACCGACCAGCUCUUGAGGCAAAGCUUGAACACCAUCAGUCAAGAGUGGUUCCGUGUUUCCAGCCGGAAGUCAUCUAGCCCUGCCACGGUGGCCGCCUACCUCGCUGGGGUCCAGACUCACUCCCCACAUCUCCUGAAGCUGCUUGUCAACUUGGCUGAUCAUAACGGGAACACAGCCCUCCACUACAGUGUGUCCCACUCCAACUUCUCCAUCGUGAAGCUGUUGCUGGACACAGGGGUCUGCAAUGUCGACCACCAGAACAAAGCUGGCUAUACUGCCGUGAUGAUCACUCCCUUGGCUUCUGCGGAGACGGAUGAAGACAUGGCUGUUGUCUGGAAGCUCUUAAGAGAAGGAAAUGUGAACAUCCAAGCAACUCAGGGAGGCCAGACCGCCCUGAUGCUGGGGGUCACCCACGACCGGGAGGACAUGGUCCAAGCGCUACUGAGCUGCCAGGCAGACGUCAACCUGCAGGACCACGAUGGAUUGUCAGCUCUCAUGAUGGCCUGUCACCAUGGCAACGCCGACCUGGUGCGCCUGCUCCUGGCCCACCCGGCUUGUGACAGCAGCCUGACUGAUAAGGCUGGCCACACCGCUCUGUCCAUCGUUCUGCAAUCACCUUCCCAUGUGGAAAUUGCAGGCCUUCUGCAUGCCCACGCAGAGCGGGGCAGGUCCCUGGGGCUGUAGAGGCUGCAGAGGAACCAGCAGCCAGGAAGAAAAGGCUCCUUCUCUGCACUCCUCCUUUGCCCUUGGAGAGGACAGGGUCAAAGCCUGAGGGUCGCCCCUCAAGAGAAGAAACUAUGUCAAAUAUGCACAUACAUUCCUGUUGUGUAAUUCUGCUCAUUAGGAUGCUUUGUAGUUUACGCCUAAGGCCAAGCCCCAGAACAACAAGGGUUUCAGAGUGGGGUGCAAGGUGCAGAGUGCGGGGUGCAUUAGCUUCUGCCCAAAUCCCAAACAUCUUCAGCCUUGAAUUCCUUGUGACUCUGCCUUGGCAACACCAUGUGGCAGGCAGGCAGGAGCACAUUAGCACAUUAGAAAAGCAAUACUUUUUACAAGAAAUUUUAAAAUGCACUGUCAUUUUGUUUUUAAUCAAAUAUAUAUAUAUAUAUAUAUAUAUAUAUAUAUAUAUAUAUCCCAUUGAAUAUGCAUGUCUACAGAGGAUGGCAAGGAAUUGAAUCAUUCUCAAGAGGACCUUCGGGAAAUGACUAUGAAGUCAGGUGAAAAUGAGCGAAUCCCAUUUGGGGCUUGACAGAGGAAUCUUGAAUUCAGACAAGGUGGAAGAAGCAUAUUGGCAUCAUUGCAAACUAUAACACUCUUGACCAUUUCUGAGUCAUCUAGUGGCUCCAAUCUGCCCCUAGAAAUGGAAUUAAUCAAGAAGUCCAAGUCAAUGAUGUGCAUCACAGAGUGGCAGGGUCCAGUUCUAUCAGCUAUUCCCAGCCCACAGAGGAAACGAAUCCAAGUGAGAUCCUGGAGAUGGAUUAUUGUCAUUCAGAAGCCACCACGAUCAUCCAUAGCCUCACAGUAAUCCCCAGUGCUGUUCCUGUGAGCAAGCAUCUGCUCUGAGGUGUCAGGGCUCCUAGCUGAAGAGCCCUUGAGCCAUAGCUGCAGCAGGAGUGGGUGCACAGGGCAGGGCCCUCCCCACACUGACCUCUCUCCACUGGACAAUUCCUUCUUGAGAAUUCCCUGUUCUCUAGCCCCACACAUGCAUGGUUCAUAUUCAGUAGCUCACAUAGAUUAUCUAUGAAUUGUUCUUUCUGAACAUCUCUUAUGCCAAAAAAAAAAAAAAAAAAAAAAACCCACAAAUCUCCCGUUUAUAUAAAAAGAAAAGAGACAUCCAGGUUGGUGAGCCUCCUGCUGAAAACGCAAAAGCAUGAGUUUUUCUUGUGGCUGGAAUGCUAACUUGCAUGGCACUUAUUGGGUGAGUCACAAAGCUUCCUGGGACCCUGGUUUCAUCAUCUCUAAAAGCAGAAAUCAUCCUACAACCUACCUCCUGGAGGUGCUGCACAACAAACUGCUGAUGGAAGUUUUGGAAUCCAGUUUAUAACCCGUAAAGGCUGUCCUCAGAAAUGGUGUGGAAAACUUCUUUAUGCUAUUGUGAUUCAAAUGACGCCAAGACUCAGAGCAAGAGCAUUCAUGUGUGUUGAUGCUGCUCAGAGGUGAAGAGGUUGGGGCAAAUAAUGAGGGGGAAAAGUGCUUUAAAUGGAUUUAUUUUGACCACAAAACACGUUGUUAGAGCAAAAAACUACAAUUAUACAUUCUCUGUCCCCAUGCUUUGCAAAUUUUAAUGUGCAUAUAAAUCCUCUGGAACCUUGUUAGAAAGAAGUAAGUCUGGGGUGGGGACUGAGAGUCUGCAUUUCUGACCAGUUUCCAGAGGAUGCUGAGGCUAUUGGGCUACAUCCUCAGUUCAGGUAGCAGGGCUCUGGCCUGUCCUUACUGUUUGUAUAUUAAAAGUGCUGCCUCUCAGU
This is a messenger RNA of Marmota monax (woodchuck), 5162 nucleotides long. RefSeq names its product KN motif and ankyrin repeat domains 4 (gene Kank4). Bases 373 to 3384 code for a protein of 1003 amino acids. Gene Ontology annotation, cellular component: cytoskeleton; cytoplasm. Lineage: Eukaryota; Metazoa; Chordata; Mammalia; Rodentia; Sciuridae. The record is from RefSeq and is a predicted model, not a curated record. Gene Ontology annotation, biological process: negative regulation of actin filament polymerization. The transcript is spliced from 10 exons. Gene Ontology annotation, molecular function: protein binding.